AUUACAAAGCAUAUAAUAAUGAACUGUCGUACGGAAAUCGCUUGAAUGUGCUCAAACUAGUGAAGUUUACUGUAUAAAUAUAAACAGUGUAAUAAAAGGACAGUGUUUUUUACGUGAUACCAAUUUUUCUUCUUCUUCCUCUUCUUCAUCUGAAUGCAUGUGCAAGCGAUCGCAAUGAAACUGUUACAAUUAUGAUACUCGCUCCGAAACGACAGCAACGGAAUACUGAAAAGGUUCUUGACAUGAUUAUUGGGAUAGUGGAUUUCAUUCGCUUUUCUGGCAAAAACGUUUCGAAUUUAUAAUGGACUUUUCAUACGGCUAUUCGACAGCACACAUGGCUACCAAUGAAAGUGAUACAGUUGCCAAAUCACCAAUCGCCAUUACAUCGAACAAAUCGAGCACUAUAAAUGAUUCCAACGGCAAAGAAUGGAAAAGAGCAAUACCAGAGGCUGGUUAUAUUACACUCGGCACAAUACGAUAUGGUGUGAGAUUGGGCUGCCUUCCAUCCAACUGUACACAUUUCCGGUCGUCUUCACUUAGCACAGUCGAUCCCAUUUCGGGGACAUUUUCGCCAUCCACAUUAAAUGCACAUUCGACAAUGAGGAGCGAACAUGAUCAACAGCCAGGGAAUGUAAACGGUUUGCAGAAAUACAUUGACAAUUCAUCGAUUUCUUCAACGUCAAUGCCAAAUGUGUGCGACAGUGAUAAUAGUUUGAGUGAUGUUACAUCGGUAAAUGGUUCCUGCUGUUUGAAUACAACAAAAUGUUCAUUACCAUGGAUUAACAAGGUGGACUAUCCGAGACCAAGUGAUUUACCCAAGAAUAGAAUCGGUUUCGACCGAAAUCAGCCGACUGAAUCGGUCAUCUGUGCAAAUGUUUCAUCUCAGCAGCCAUUUUCCAACUAUGAAACGAAUAAAUUCAGUGACAAAUCUUCAAACGUAAAUUCAACAUCGGUGAAUUCAUGUGUUGUUGACGAUAUUUCUGUGGUAGAAAUAGGCGAAAAUCGUCAAUCGUUUUCAACGCCAAUUUGCUGUUAUAUUUCAGCAAAUCAAAUCGAUAAUAGUCAUAAAUCAAUCACAUCCACCGAGCAAAAAUCGUCCGCACAUUUGGAUGUUGUUGGGAAAAAUAAACGUAAAAAUCGUCGUCAAUCGCCUACACAUCAUCAGCAACAGCAGCAGCCGCAGCAGCAAAACGAGUGCGAGUGUUCGUUGCAAGCGAGAAAAUCAAAUGAAAAUGCCACAGCAAAACCGUGUCACACACUUGAAAAUCGAAAAAUAAUCAAUGUUGGCCAUAAAUUCAAUAGCAAUGUUAUUAAUUCGAUUGCAGAUCAGUCGCGGGUUGACGCAAAUCGUGUUAAUGCCAGUGAUUUUCAAGUAAAUAAAUCGAAAUUCCAUUGUUUGGACUACGAACACAGUGAUCAAUGUUGUUUUUGUUGUUACAGUGACUGUAAAAAAGGCCCACGAUUUAAAGCCAAUUAUAAAUGUGAUGAACAAUCAGUUGAAUGCGCUCAAUUUCAAGUGAAUCCCUCGAAUUUUCGUUGCAUCAGUAGUAGUGAUACAAAUGUGAACACAUCACAUUUGAAUAAUAAUUGUAAAUUGUAUAAAAAUCAAAAUAAUGAUCAAAAUUCAUUUUGUAAUUCGGAUACAACAACGCAAACGGAUAUUUUGGACCCGAAAAAGUGUCUAACACAUGAUAAUUCGUAUCAAAAUUCGACACAAUUUUAUGUCGAUCAUUCGAUACGAGCGAAUUGUAACAUUCAAAGUGAUAAAUGUGCAAAAAUUCAAAAACGAAAAACCGAUCCAAUACCAACGCCAAAACAAUCUCAUUUAAAUUACUUACGGCGUGUUCAAUCGAUUAACGAAAAUUGCAGUGAUUGCAUUGGACAAUUGGAUAAACGUUUUAUUAAGCAAAUAAAGCGACUUCAAUCGACUGAAUAUUGUCCAAAAAGUUCGUCACAUUUUCCGGAUAACGUUCGGUUGGCGCAGGAUGUGCAACAGAGCAAAUUGGUUUGUUGCUCAAGAAAUAUCACAGCUCAGAAAAAAACGGCAACACUUUUUAUGAUUGGCAAUGAUAGCUCCACAUUAAUUGGAAGCAUACCAAAAUUUAAAGAUAAAUCGGAACUUGUGCACGAUGAUGAUUUAGUCGACACGUGCCAAAAUUCAGUGAAUAAUAAUAACAACAAUUUCAAAACGCAAUAUAAUAGAACGAUAAAUGGUGGUUCCUAUAAAUCCAUUGACAGUAAAAUUCGAUUGACGUCAAUUUCGCCAGCUAAAGAAUCUCAUUCAAAAAAUACGGAUUGUAAUCAAAACAUAAAUUAUAAAAUUCGCUCUGGCCGUACGCAUAAACAUUUGAAAAGUGAUUGUGAUGAGAAUAAACGGUUGAAUUUGGUGAAUAAGAAGCAACACAAACACGAAGGCGUUAACGGUGACAACGACAACAACGACGACGUCGACGACGAUUAUUUGUGUCAUUUGGAAAAAUUAAAUUUAGCCAAUACAACUGAUUCAGCAGCCACCGUUGAACAAGUUAAACAAAAAAUUACACACAUUUCUUCAACGUAUCCAGACGACAACGGCGCCAUAACAACACACGCAACAGCUGCUCCAUCAUUAACAACAGUGGAAUACGAAUCGGAUAAAUCAAAACAAAAUAGUGAAUACACCGUGAUUGCAUGCACGGAUCAAAGUGCAGUUUCGUCAAGUGAUCAGUGCAAUAUUUUUGAAACAAAUUCAGAUACAGUGAAGAGUGGCAACGCUCACGAAUUUCAGUGUGAAUUGAAUAUAAGUGAUAAUGAAAAUACGGACCGUAAUUCAAACGGAAAUGUAUUACUUGAUGAUAAUUUGGUGUUGAAUACAAAAACGGAGAACAUUUCAAACGAAGAGUGCAUCCUUUUUGAACAUAAACCCAUUGUAUCGUCGUCCGCAGGUCAAAAUCGAAAUUUUAAUCGACGCGCUUCAUUUGAUAAUUCAAUCGAAAAAGAUCUUACUAUUUUUGUGAACCAUCGUCGAACGAACAGCAGCGGCGGUGAAGGAUAUUCAUUCGACCGACAAUCGAAAUUAAAUCGCAGUUACAUUGACUCUAUUUCGGACCGAUUUCGUUACAUUCAAAAUAUUGAUCAUCGAUAUGCCCAUUAUUUGACCCCAAAUACUCAACAAAAUAUGGAAAAGCGUAAUAAUACGUUGGAUCGUUGGCAGCGUUUACGUUUUGGUCGAAGAUCAGCAUCAAAUCCACCAGAAGAUAAAAAAGUAUCAAAUCACGAUUUGGAAUUGGCCAGCAAACGUUCAAGUGAUAAAUUAGAACGUUUACGUGAAAUAACUGAGUUAUUAAAAGGUCCACGAAAUAAUGCACAAAACCCCGUGGGUAAAAGUGAAGCAUCAAGUCACCAUGUGCCACCAAUUCCGCCGCCACGUAAACCUCGAAUAUCGCUGCAUCGAAACAGUGGCAGCAUUGAAAAGUUCAUCGAUACAUCGGCAUCAGAGUCUAGUAGCCCCAUAAUAAGCACAAAAUUCGAUCAUUCCACUGAAAAUGAUCCAUCCUAUACAACAUCGAUCGGUCAGAGUUUGUUUCAUGUUCCAACACCGCCGCCAUUACCACCACCUCCGUCGAGUUCAUUAAUCAAUAAACUUCGUCCCAAUACGAGUUUAUCAAAUCUUGAAAGUAUUUUGAAAAUUCGUGAUAAAGAAAAACCGAUGUUACCACUUCUCGAAGAAAAUGCACACAAAGAAACCGAAAAAGUGACGCAAACAAAUCGAUCGGCCUCAAAUACAAAUUCACAAAAACCAUUUCGUAGUGCAUCAUUUUCGCAAAUUGAUUAUUCGUCGGGAAAAUACAUUCGUUCAGCAUUGGGCGCAUUGAAAGCGUCGUUAAGCAAAGCAAAAUCGCCGCCAAUGAGUUUUUCAUGUAAAAAAGAACGCAGCGAAAGUUCAAGCCCAGAAGAUGCAAAACUGAACGAAUGCAAAGACAUUUGGAUUCCAUUGAAAGGACCUUUUGAUAAACGAAACGAUCUGAAUUUAGAUUUAAUAGACGCUUCGGCCACAGCCAAUAUGAUUUUGGAAGAAGAAUGUGAACACUCACCAAUUUCAAGUAAGAGCGAAACAUCGAUGGUGGAAAAGAGUGAUUGGUCACCAACGUCAUUGCCAUUCAAUACAAUCAAUGCCGCACAAAUGACCGUCGAUUCACCGCGUGAUGAAAGUGCCGCCGUGCAAGGUGUUGAUAACUAUUUUGAAACGGUGAAUCCAUGUUUGAUCCCAAUACCCGUAUUUGAAUGUUCACAUCUUGGUGAUAAAUGGAUAAAUACAUGUGAUGUAGACAGUGAAAAUGUGAAUGAACUAUCAAACAAGACUUUAAUUGUUGAGCCGAAUGAUGAUGAUAUACCGGCUUUUUUGGAAAUACAAUCCGAACAAAUGAAAUCAAAUGUGGGUGUGAGUUCGGCCAAUAAUGAUAUUAAAAAAGACGAACAUAGUAAGAGAAAUUCAAAUGUGGACGAACUAUCAGAUAGAUUGCGACAAAAAGCUCAAAGUCCAACAUUGGACAUAGAUACAUUACCAGCGAUUGCUGUGACGCCUGGUUCGAGUGUUAGCACCGUAAGUGGGUCUUCAUUUGAAGAAAUAGAUAAUGCAUCUACACAAUCACAAUCGCAACAACCACGAUCAGACUAUGCAUCCGACUAUGGAGUUGAAGUUCGUAAGCGUUACAGCAAUGAAGAUAAGAGCAGCGAUAGUAAUCCAUCUACAUCAACAUCUGGUACAAAUUCACCAAAAAGUCACGAUGAAAAGCGUCGAAUUGACAAAUCAAAACGACGAAAGGGUAUGUACAUACAAUGGGCAACUCUCGACAAACACAAUAAAGAAUUAAAUGCAGUUUCGUGGACAGUUGGCGACAGUUCAAAUGAUUUGUGUGAACGAAUUGUGCCUGAAAUCGAUAGUAAUGGUCAACCAAUUUGGCCCAUUGGUGCAUAUCAUCGAAAGGACCAUUUACAACUUGAAGGUCCAGAAAAGAUGCGUAAAAAUAAUUUAAAUAGUUUAUCAUCACUCGAACCAACCUCACCCGAAUCAGUUUUUACGUCGUCAAGAUCACAUUUGGAUAGUACCGGCAAAAGUCCAUGCGUUAGUUGUGAUGAAACUCAACCAAUAUCGGCCUCUUGUGAUGUGUUUACGCCUGAUUCGGAUUGUGGUAGACAACCUGUGUGGCCACAAAGAGGUACGACUCAAACUCGACGUCAAAGCUUAUCGCUACAAAGUUCCGAGGAAAAAGAUGAAUCACUUUCACUAGCAUCACCGCCACCACCAUCAAAACCGAGAAGUAAAAUAUUUUUACUACGUUCCGAUUCAAUAUCAGACAAUGAAAUGAGCGAUAGGACACCGCCGCCAAGAGAUCGAACGAGUCAAAGUCCUGCUCCAGAUCAUGAUUUAAAACGAUAUUCAAAACGUCCACUAAGAGGUCCAUAUGGUAUUUUACUCGAAGCCGAAAUGAAAAAACCGGCCAAACAAAAUUAUGACGGUGUAUUAGAAGAAUUGAAUCGAUCCGAAAGUCCGUAUAUGUUGUCAGCAAAGCAACGCGAUUCAAAUCUACUGGCGUACGAUGAUUUAGUGCCACCGUUCACGCAACGUAGCAUUUCACUGGGUAAAUCCAUAUCGUCACGAAAAUCCAGUGAAACGGAAAAUUCAUUGCCGAUUCCAGUACAUUGUCGAGCUGCGUCAACGCCAGCCCAUAUGGAGGCACCACGAAAUGAAGCCGUUCAUGCAUAUCAUAAACGAUUUCCAAGCUGUGUCGAAACAUCAUCGCGAAAAGAUACGAAAAGAAUCUCGACCGAUAGUUAUGGCGUUCGAAAUGCAGACGAUCGCCAUAGUAAACGUGCCACAUCCGAGAUAAAAGAUAAAAUUACCAAAAGAAAUGCAUCAUCACCGGCAGCCAUUUCAUUAUUGAAUGUUGGCAAUGAAAAAUCGACGCAUCGCCACGAUGACCGUGGCAAAUCACCGAUGAAACACAAUCAAUCAUUGCCACUCAAAGCGAGUCCGGAACUUUUGGCCGAAUUAUUAAGAGGUUCCAGUGAAAAAAUGACGACAUCCGAACGUGAACGAAAUAAAAAAAUGGUACAUACCGACGCAUAUGCGCUUCCAAUGGCUGUACAACAAUUUUUGGAUACACGAACGCACAUCGUUGUCGAACUAUUCAACACAGAAAAAUCAUACGUGGAAUCAUUGGAAACGGUAGUGAAGAAAUACCUAAAUCCGCUGAAGUCACAGGAGAAUGCAUCGCUUAUCGAAGCACAAACAGUCGAUGAGAUUUUUCUCAUGGUUCCAACCAUUCUUGGCAUUCAUCAACAAUUUCUUGACGCAUUACGAAGGAGGUUGGAAAGCUGGGAACCAUUGCAACGUGUUGGAGAUGCUUUCGUUCAUGUAUUCUCAACGUCAACUGUACUGGAGACAUAUACGUUAUUUGUAAAUAAUGUAAAUCGUGCGAAAUCUGCCAUUCGAACGGCAUCCAAUCAUCGGCCAGCAUUUGCACGAUUUCUCGAAAAUAUGGCACGCGAACACAAAGGCAAAUUAACAUUGGACAAUUUGUUAAUCAAACCAGUACAAAAGUUUCCAAACUAUGAAUUGAUGUUUCAAAGACUGAUAAAGCACACAGACAAAGAGCAUCCCGACCAACAGACAUUGGAAGAAGCUUUGAAGUUAGUACAUGACAUUUUAUUGCAUUUGAAUUGCAAAGAACGUGAAGCAUUGGAAAAUGACCAACGCGAGGCUGCUCUUCGUGAACUUGAAGGUGUCAUCGAAGGCAUUUCGGAUUUGGUGUCAAGCGAUCGACAAUUUUUAUCGUUUGAUUUAGUUUCAAUGCCACAUGGCGUUCAAGGUGGUCGCAAGGAACGUGGUUUCUUUUUAUUUAAUGAUUUGCUCAUUAUUACUAGCAUCAAACGACGCAGUGGAACGAUUAAAAAACCCAGCACAACCUGCCCCAUGAGCGUUGCUUCAACUCUCGAUACAAAUAAAUAUAAGCUGCUUAUGAAAAUUUGCAUAGAGGAUUUAGAUAUAAUCAAGGCUAAAGAUGAAAAUGUGCGAAAAAUCAUGAAAGAAAUCGAACAUUUAACAGAAGAUUGCACAAAAUUGCAGCAGGUGCUCGAUAUCACAUUGAGUCUUCGAUGUCAGCAUCAAACGAUCGAAGAAAAUGUACGAGAAUUACAGAAAGAAUUGCAGCGACAAUUAAGUGAACGACAAUCAAACGACUCACAACUGUGUUUAUUGGAAUUGGGACUGACUCAAUCUGGUGGUCAAUUGCAACACAUAACUGUUGUAUUUCCGAAGUCAGAAAAGCGUACGCAAUGGGAAAAAAUGUUUAACGAAGUUAAAAUGAAAAUAACAGCUGCCCUCGAUCAUCAUCCGAUUCCCGAAUUUAUUGAUAAAGUAUCUAUACGAAAGACGCGUGCUGGUCUUACAUUCACGUGCGCAGCGGCAACGCUUGGCGCACAAAAAGAUGUGUGGGUGUGCAAUAGUGAUGGAUACGUGGGUCAAGUGUGUGUGCUGAGCUUAUCACCUGAACCAACAGUUACAAGUUGUAAUGGCGUUUGUAAUGCGCGCAUAUUGUGUUUGGCAUCGGUGCCCGCAUGUAAUCGAAAAUUAAACGACAGUAUUGCAUCGUUGAGUAGCAAUGCAUCAUCGUCACCUAGUCGAAAAUCGCACGGUAGCUCAAAUUUGGAAAAGAAAACGAGUAAUGUUAGCACAAAAUCAAUUGCUUCGAAUGAUUCAAGCGGCGGUACGAACAGUAGCAGUGGAAAUGAACGUGAUAUUCAACUUGAUUCAAGUAGUUCGGAUGAUGAUUCUGAUGACGACACAGAACCAAAUCAACCAUUACGUCGAUUGAAUUCAACCAAAGCAAGUUCAACACCACAAUUGUCAACGUCGGCACCAAACUCAAGCAAUGACCACAGUCAAACGGUUGACGAUUGUUCAAAUGAUAAUCAACAACAUCAACCGACAAUGUGGUUAGGCACUGAAGAUGGAUGCAUUCAUGUAUACAAUUGUACCGAUAACAUUCGCACCAAAAAGAAUAAAAUUAAAAUACAACUUGUCAGCGCAAUAUAUUCAAUAUUAUAUCUUGAUAACAGAGUGUUUGUGUCGUUGGCAAAUGGUGAACUAGUCAUUUAUUCAAGAGACCAAAAUGGUACAUGGAAUACAACAUCUCCACAAACAAUUCUAUUGGGUUCGGCGACGAGUCCAAUUUCUAAAUUGUUAAAUGUCAACGGUAAAUUAUGGUGUUCCGUACAAGGUACAAUUAAAGUGAUGAACAGCUCAACACAGCAAAUUGAAAAUCAACUGCAAAUCUCAUCUGACAUAAAACCAAUAACAAAUAUGGCCGUGUACAAUAAUCAAGUAUGGAUAUCGGUGCAAAAUUCCGCUCAAAUCAAAUGUUUUCAUUCCAAAAGCCUUGCACUUCUGUUCGAAGUGAAUUUGGCGCCUUCAGUUAACAAAAUGCUUUCCAAUUGUGAUGAUAUCAUUCGCCAGCAUAAGGCAGCAUGUCUUCGUGUAACAUCGCUUCUUGCGUGCAAAGAUUUAAUUUGGAUUGGUACGAGUGCCGGUGUGAUUUUAACGUGCAAAACAACCGGCAAUGCCACUUACAAUAGCGGCCUCGAUCAGCCGAUUGUCACUGGAAUUCCAUACGGACACACUGGACAUGUGCGAUUCAUCACAUGCGUCGAUCAUUUGGGAAAGCUUCCAAAUAACAACAGUUCAAGCGAUACAGUCGAUAGCACAUCUAAUAAGAAAAAGAAUUCAACAAAUAAAUCACAAGCAUCGACAUCAAAGUCAUCGGAGCACAGUGGUUUAUUGAUUAUAUCAGGUGGCGAUGGAUUUGAAGAAUUCCGAAAUUCCGGAUCGAAUCCACUGAGCGAUAUUGCUGGCCGUGAAGAUAGUACAAAUCAUCUACUUUUGUGGCAAGUUUGAAAAUAGCGGACAUUUUGCGUAGCCGAACAAGUUAUAUAAUGCAGCCAGUGAUUGAUAUUGAUUUAUAUCGCCCAUAUAUUUUUAUAGCUGGUCUAUAUCAAAUUUGGAUAGUAUUUUUUCUGCAUUCAUUUGUAUCAAUCAUGAUUAAUUAUUAAUUCGAUCACUUUUCUUGUGAAUUUCGAUUUUGAAUCAACAAAUCAAUCAAAAUAAAACUUUAAUAAAAAGAAAUUCUUCAUUCGAAAGAAUAAAUGCUGUGACUUUUGUCACAAAUCAGAUAAUACGAUUAUCAUUUAUGUCACUCUACGAAUUGAUUUCGUACAUAUUUCAAAUCAAGUAUUACUUAUUUCGAGUGAGGGUGAACGAGUGCAAGAGCAUGCUCAAAAACCACUCGGUGUAUUACUAUUAUUCUCUCUCCCCCACUCAUGAUGAUUAUAUUAAUAAAAUAUUAAUGGACCGAUGGACUUGCAUGAUGGCUUGUCAACGAUGUGUUACAUCAAAAGCUAUCAACAACGGCAAACAUUUUCGUGAACCAAUUUCAUCGUGCAAAAGGCAAAAGAACUGAUUUCGAACGAAAACCAAUUACCGAAUUUAAAAUGUCUUGAAUGACGGCAUUCAUUUUCAUUAAUCUUCGAAAACAAAUUCAAAGUGUCAAGUUCAAUUCGUUCACUUGAACAUGAAAUAACGAAAUGGAUGGAGUGAAUUGUAUCGCCAGAAGGUCAUAUUACUGUUAUUAUUAUCUAUCAUAUUUAUAUUUAUAGCGCGUUGAAUAUUAAUAAAAGUCAACUCUAUUUGCUCAACUCUUAUGUAUAUGUAUAUACUACCAUAGACCAUAGCUGUAUAUAAAUAAAGCGACCUUUGAGUUUUUCAACACGCAAGCAUUGAUAACAAUGGAUUGAAUCCUAAUCUUUAAGUUAAACUAUAUCACAAGAAUUUCUGAUAAACAUUUCUAUUUCGAAUGAUUUAUCCUCCUGUCGUUUAUAUAUAAAAUAAAUAAUAAUAAUGAAAAUAAAGAACAAUAUCCAAUUCGCUUUGUCUGUCGAUUUUGUUUUUCCCAUUUUUGCCAUGGCAAGGCUUUUGAAUCGUGUAUCCAACAAUCGUGUAUCACAUCAAUCUAUAAUUACAAUUAUCUGAAUAUCUUUGUCUCCGAUUAUUUCAUUGUAAUCAGUUCCAUUUAUAAAGUGAACGUGAUAAUAAGUUGCGACCAGUCAAACCAAUUGCAUGAGAAUUGUCAUUUAUGAAUUUUUGGAUUUUAUAUAUAUGUAUUCUAUAGAAAAUAAUAUUUAAACAAAACUAUUUCCAAAUUUUAUUGCAUUGUUAAGUAUGUGUGUGUAUAUGACCAGGGCAAUUUUCGCUAAAUAAUUAAAUGUCAAACAAACAAAUAUGCCAAUAAAAGUUAACACAUAUCGCCCGUUCGCCCAUCAUUUAGUAUUUCUGCAACAACAAAAAAUGUUUUAAAGAGAAUAAAAUUAAUGUCAAAGGCAAUUUGUGCUGGAGAAAAACUGCCAUCAAAACCACCACAAAAAAAACGUAUUUCUUUGAACAAUUUUCAAACGAAGAAAAUGCGAAAAUAUUGUGUAGUAUUCACUGUUAAAAAUUUAUCCGCUUAAUACAAUUAAAAUGGCCUAAUCGUAGUUCAAAGACAUUGUUCUUCUAUGAUAAGUUGAUCAUUUCACGUAUAAUUAAUCCAGAAAAAAAAACAAAUUGCCUGAAAUGCCAAUAAACCUGCUGAAUGUGAAUUGUCCAACUCUUCCAAGUAAAAAAAACACACACUAUAUAUUGUCCGAACCAUAUCACCGACCGAGAGAUAACCAAAGCUCAGGAAAUGAAAUUUAUUUAAUGCAAAUGUUUAUCAUAUUUUUCACACAUUGACAAUAGAAAUAUUUUUUUUCUCGAUUUUUACAAACGUGUUGAAUCCAUUUUAAAUAUUCCAUAGCACGGAAUUUGCCAGAGUUAAAAUCUGUAUUUUGCCACACAUAAAAAUCAACCAGUUUUACAAUUUUACACAAUUAAAACUAUGAAUAGCCCAAAUCUUCCCAGUAAUAAUGAGAAAUCCAUUACAAAAUGGAAACAUAGUAGCGAUGCCGAUAAUUGAAUGGUUUCUCCUGCAGAAAAAAACCCAAUAAACAACAAAUAUUCAUAUUGUUAUUAUUAUUAUUAUUGAUUGCACCAUUUUUGACAUUUAUCAACCGGACAAAAAAAGA
Messenger RNA from Contarinia nasturtii (swede midge), 11136 nucleotides. RefSeq lists its product as uncharacterized. The transcript is spliced from 20 exons. The record is from RefSeq and is a predicted model, not a curated record. Gene Ontology annotation, molecular function: guanyl-nucleotide exchange factor activity; protein binding. Lineage: Eukaryota; Metazoa; Arthropoda; Insecta; Diptera; Cecidomyiidae. The coding region runs from base 302 to 8935 and encodes 2877 amino acids. Gene Ontology annotation, biological process: actin cytoskeleton organization.